AAAAUCUUUAGACUCUUAAAUGAAUACACCCCCUUAGUAUCUCUCUCAUUGUGGACGAAGAGAGCUUGCUCUUCCCAUUUGAUUUCAGAGUCGAGAUCUGUGUAGAUCUGGAGAUUUAGAGGUAGGGGCAUUUGAGUUAAUAGAAAUAUUGGGGGUUUUGAACAAAUGCACAGACGACUUCUAGGCAACUUGCUGAUAGGAAGGUGGAGGGGUUCGAGAAGAACAUAACCAAGAGAGGUCUCCUACUACUUUAGUUUAGGUUUUGAGCUGCAAGCAGUAUGAGAAAAUUAGCUCUAGGAAGAAUGUCUGGAGUUUCAUUGAGCUGGAAACAUACAUGUGGAAGCAACUUGAUUUUCGAGAGUGAAACUGGCCUCGGGUCUGGAGUCCUACAGCUGCUUAGCGAUGUUGCUGGCAAUAGUGAAGGAUACCCAUCUGGAGGCACCUGAAGAGUUCUCGAAGAAGGCUACACUGUUAUUUGCUCAUGUUGCUGAUAAGUUUUAUGCCAAAGUCAAUGAUGAUGUUUAUUUAAAUAUUGGAGCUGCACUUGCAACUCAUUUAGACAAGCCUUGCGUUUAUAUUGGGUGCAUGCAGUCGGGCGAAGUUUUCUCUGAGCUGUGGUAUGAACCAGAAUGGUGGAAGUUUGGUGAAAAAAAAUCGGAAAGUUGGUUUAGGGAUUUGGAAGGUUCUACAUUUGGUUCUUGACCGUGGUGAGAAGAUUGAGUUGUUGGUGGAUAAGAUUGAUAACGCAGACUAAAGAUUUCAAGCAACAAGGAACAAAAAUGAGAAGGAAGAUGUGGUUUCAGAAUAUGAAGAUAAAGUUAAUUGUUGCGGGGAUUGUUUAGGCAUGUUAGGAUCAGAGAGGAAAAUACUCCCUUUUUGAUAUCAAUUUACUGAAUACAUUUUAUAUAUGGUGGGAUUUGAGUUAAUUUGAUUGUUUAGAACUUUUGUAACAAUUAGACAACAAGAAUAAAUGAAAAGUAUUGUCCAACA
Messenger RNA from Rosa rugosa (rugosa rose), 990 nucleotides. RefSeq names its product hydroxyproline O-galactosyltransferase HPGT1-like. The transcript is spliced from 9 exons. NCBI's taxonomy places the organism in Eukaryota, Viridiplantae, Streptophyta, Magnoliopsida, Rosales, Rosaceae. Bases 403 to 702 code for a protein of 99 amino acids. The record is from RefSeq and is a predicted model, not a curated record.